AUGCCAGCUGGUAAACCCAGUAUCAACAAAGACCAUCUUGAAAGCAAUGGAAUUACUUACGACGAAUCCGUUCCUACCCAUGAUGAUGGUGGACAUGCUGGCUCUACCCUUCCAACACAUGUUCGAAAUCGAUUUGAGCAAGCGGCACAGACAUAUUUGGCAACAGGUCGGGAUAGGAACGAUAACAAUAGUUUUAGACCCCCGGAGUCUGCAUACAUGAAUGAUUUCGACACUCCAUCUGUGUUGGCCGAGGAUUUGCAGCUUCAAAUGAACCACGGUGUGAACGUAGCAAAAAAGAUUCAACAUGGGGUCGAAAUGUGCGCCACAGAUAUCGAAUGGCAAUUCAUGCUGCAGAAGGUAUUCAGAUGUUAUGAGGAUCUUAACGCACUUGCGGAACAGCACUGGGAUCUUCUUGACCAAUUUUCUCUGCAAAAGAACAUUUUAUGGGAUGAUACUGAAAAUCGUGUCGACAAUCGCCUGGCGAAACUUCUGAAACCAGAUUUUUCUUAUGGAUAUACAAUUUAUGAGGAUAUUUCCUCUUCCCUUCAAUCAACCGAGCUUGUAACGAAUUUCUCACUUCAAUCGCUUUGGAGAGCUUCGUUCUGCCGGUUUAAUCUCUUCUCCCUUUGUUUCACGCCAACAUCUGAAACAAUUUACCUACUGCCAAGCGGCGAAUGCGGCGUUGGCCGCCCUGAGGAUGUUUUAACUGCACUCGAUUCAUCAGAAAAUGGCGUGUAUCUGGUCAAGCAGCCUAUGUCUAGAGUGGGGAGUAAAGGUUACUUGUCGUAUCGUCCAGAAUAUGAUAUUUUGGGCGUCAAGACCGCCCAGCGAGCGUUACCCAUGAUAUUUCAUCCACUAGCAAACCCCACCCGUCCAAAGCUUCCACCACGUUCGACCAUGAAGAAAAGCUCCAGAUCGAAACAUAGUAUUCAACUACCUUCAGCCCUCCAACAAGCCUCCCAGGGUCACGCAUCUAAAGCGGUUUUCUAUCAGGCGAUUCCCAAAGGCAAAGGCGAUAGCUCGAUAAAAUCGAACAACCGAAAACAUGACCUACGUUCCUCGAAAGGACGCGAAAUUGUUAAACAACAAAAUGGCAUGCUAAGAUCGUCACAUCUUGGUCCCGUGAUAGACACGGAAAUUAGAAAAGAGAUAGAACAUGGCAUCGAUGACCAUGGUGCAGGAAAUAGAGCCACCGAGAACGAAGAGGAGCCCCCAACUGGUGGUUUAAUCGUUCCAGAGGUGGCUGAGGGAAAACAAGACGCAGGCCAAGCAGAAGACUGCAAGGAAUGGACAAUCCCAGGGGGUACGGAGACAUAUAAACCUGGUGACGUAAAUUGCUGGAGGCUUGACGAAGAUACCGGAGUUGAUAAAUGUCACACUGGAAGUAGUGUAUCCGGAACGGAGAUUAUAUCAUCGUGCAGCAGACCGCUCAAGUGGGAAGAGUAUGAAGAAUGGAAGGGGUCACCCAGAGAAGUCUCUGAAAACAAGAACGCGCAGUCGUACUGUGAAGAUCGCAAAGGCGAUUUUUGGGAUACUUCAAAUCAACAAGCUAAGCCCACAACUGGGGAGUGCUUACAUUGUAGAACCAAGUUUGUGGAAGAACUUGAGUUGCUAUUGGGGUAUGAGCUACCUAAAUUGAGCGCAGUUUCAAAGCGGCUCUCUGAAAUACGGGGAGGAGAACUACUUGAUGCUACUUGCAGUGUCCUCGAGCUUUGGGUAUCCCGAAGUGACAGUGUCCCGUCCGUAUCCGGCCUGGAAAAGAUCUUACAGGAACUGAGCAGCGUUCUGGAACCUCAUGAUACCAUUCAACCGGAGCAAAUGUGGGCUACUGAAGUAGGAAUCUGGGAAAAGAUAGAUCAGGCUUUACAAACUCUUCAUCAGUCGAAUGACACCAAAUUAAGGAACCUGCUGGUGUGGACUAUAGAAUAUGUGGAUCUAGUGGACAUUAUUGACCUUUUCGAUAUCCUCAAAUUUGGGGAGUUAUCUUGUGCACAUCUGAAGUGCAUGAAGCAAGAGGCUAAAUCGAUCAUGGACCUCUCGCAGGAUUGA
Messenger RNA from Paracoccidioides lutzii Pb01, 2049 nucleotides. RefSeq lists its product as hypothetical. Bases 1 to 2049 code for a protein of 682 amino acids. The record is from RefSeq and is a predicted model, not a curated record. The transcript has 11 exons.